UUCUACGACGUGUUUCCGUUUACACAUGAGUGGAUUUCUUGCUUUAUGCUUCCUUAUGCAGACACCUUUUAUGCUUGCAGUUCAGCGCCAAUCAAUAGAUAAGAUGGCAGCCAAUUUCACCCCUUUGGAUUACUCCUCGUGUCAAAACAGACCCAUGACUAAUAGCCAAUAUGAGACAGCUUCUUCAGACCUUGCCACUGGGAUGAGGAAGCACAACAAACACGUUGAGUCUCUACGAGAUGAUACACUGUUCCAUGAUGAGUACACAGUUCGUAUAAUCGGCCAGUUGCUCAUUCUUCUCAUUGCAGUCCCUCUGAACAGUAUCGCCAUCUACUCUUUCUGGGGCAUACACGCAGGCCCUCGAAGCAGUCGUCCCUUCCCUCCCUCCUCUGGCCCUAGUGUGGUGCGGAUGGUCAGACACACCCCCUCUCGGAUGGACUGUCUGGUUGGACAUCUGUGUGCGAUCAGUCUGGCAUACACUCUAUUCACAGUCCCACUGGACAUCACCUGGCACAUAACAGGCUGUUUAGUAGAAUCAGUAUUCCGCGAGCACAAGUUGAGGUAUGGGGAGUCGACGUCGAGGCAAACCGAGGAGCAAACCGAACCGGAGGUGAGUCACACUGAAACCUCUGGCGUUUUCCGAUUGGAGCAGAAUCUUGAGCCACCUGACGACCAUUGUUGGAUCCAACUGGACUUUCACUGGAAGAAUCAACUGUGA
Molecule: messenger RNA, 718 nt
Organism: Symsagittifera roscoffensis
Lineage: Eukaryota; Metazoa; Xenacoelomorpha; Acoela; Convolutidae
Exons: 5
Coding region: 26-718 (230 amino acids)
Source: RefSeq, a predicted model, not a curated record